AUGUCGGAAUGGCACCACAGAACCGAUGCUAUACACUGGUAUAUGCAGGAAUUGUCAUCAAGAGUAGUUGCUGAAUCAGGUAUUCCGAGUGAUAGGCAUCAUCUCGGGAAAUUGAUUUUACGAGGGUUCAAAGAUGCCCCGGACUUCCUCUUACAGAUCGAUGCAGCUACUGACGAAAGAGAAAAUUUCGAGUCAGCGUUAAAAAGAUCCGUGCAAUGUGCCAACGCGUUGAGAAAACUGGACGUGAAACAUAAGGAUGUGAUACUAUUGAUGGCACCGAACCAUAUUCACCUCAUAAUACCAAUGUAUGCAGCUUUUUACCUUGGCAUCGCUGUCGCUGGAAUUGAUUGGACUCUAGGAGUUGAUGAACUUCGAGACACCUUCACAUUCAAUGAACCAAAGGUGAUUUUCUGUCAAAGUGAAAGAGCAAAAGACGUCGCAUCGGCAUUGGAAGGUUUACAGUUUAAACCACAAAUCGUAACAUUUGGAAAGGCAGAUGGAUUUACUAGCUUUUCUGAACUGCUAGAAAAUUAUGGAAACGACACGUCCGUUGAAGAUUUCAAAGCUGCAGAUUUCGACACUAGUGACACAAUAGGGCUGCUAAUAGCAACCAGCGGAACAACUGGUUUGCCAAAAUCAGCAUGUUGUACGCAUAAGAACUUAGCCACGGCCAUUCCAUAUAAAUGGCUCACCUUCGACCAGUACCCGACACCCACUCGCAUGCCAUUCAUCAUCUCACCAGUGCAGUGGUACUCAGCGCUGUACGUGCAUAUAUCUUGUCCGAUACUGAGGAUGACAAAAGUUCAAUCUUCUCAACCCAUAACCCAAGAGCACGCUUACUAUAUAAUCAACAAAUACAGACCAACAUUUACCCUGACUAGUCCGAACAUUCUGACGACACUGUUCAAAGAUGGCGACCGUCAGAAAUGCGACUUCACAUGUUUUGAACAAUUAGUCGCAGGAGGCAGUGGUGUACACCCUGAUCUUGUUACACUGAUGAAGAAAGUUAUGCCUAACACUAAAGUACUGGUGAUGUAUGGUUUGAGCGAGUUGUCUGGAAUGGCUUUCAACUUUGACGGAUGCGUGCCUACCGCUCUGGGUAGGCCUGUGCAGAGUUUGAAGGCAAAGCUCGUUGAUCCUACUACGCUCGAAGAAAUAACUGAACCGAACGUUAUUGGCGAACUUUGGGUUAAAGGACCAGCUGUUUUUAAGGGAUACUACAAUAAUCCAGAAGUAACAGCACAAACACUGGUAGAUGGAGGCUGGCUGAGGACUGGAGACAUGAUGUACAAAGACUCUGCUUACAACUUCUAUUACUUUGACCGGUUGAAGUUGUUACUUAAAUAUAGAAAUCAUCAGAUAUCUCCAUUAGAAAUCGAGAGCGUUAUAACAAAGCACCCAGCUGUGUUCGAAGUAGCAGUGACUGGCAUUCAUCAUCAAGAACAUGGGGACUUGCCAGUCGCCUGCGUUGUUCCUCAUGAAGGCUCCAACGUUACAGCACAAGAGAUUAAAGAUUUUGUAAAAGAAUCACUGACAGACUCCAAACAACUGAGAGGCGGAGUGUUAUUCUUAAAACAAUUGCCGUUGACAUCGACAUCGAAGAUAGAUAGACAAAAGCUUCGAAAGUUAGCACUUUCAUCGCCACUAGAGUAAAAAAGUAAUACAAUUUGGUUACAAUAUAUAAUAUUAUUUGUGUAUCAAAUAGUGUAAU
This is a messenger RNA of Bicyclus anynana (squinting bush brown), 1711 nucleotides long. Its product is annotated as luciferin 4-monooxygenase-like. Gene Ontology annotation, molecular function: long-chain fatty acid-CoA ligase activity. The transcript is spliced from 11 exons. Bases 1 to 1653 code for a protein of 550 amino acids. NCBI's taxonomy places the organism in Eukaryota, Metazoa, Arthropoda, Insecta, Lepidoptera, Nymphalidae. The record is from RefSeq and is a predicted model, not a curated record. Gene Ontology annotation, biological process: long-chain fatty acid metabolic process; fatty-acyl-CoA biosynthetic process.